CUCCUCUCCUUAAACCCCGAGUCAAAAUUCCUCUUUGACCGCCAAAACCCCUACCAGAAACACCUAUGCGCCACCUCCUCCUAACCGCGACCAGCAGCAACCACCGCUGCUCAUUCGCCGGCGGCGUUAUUCUCCGUCUCCUACGCCACUACAAGACACCAAAACAAGCAACUCCACCGGCGCCACCAAAACCUCCAAAACCGCCGCAAAAACCGCAACCGUUCACGUUCCACGACGCCGUAUGGGAGGAUCCGUACAGCUGGAUGUCGAGCUUAAACGACAAAGUAGCGAUGCGGCACAUGGAUGUGUACAUGGAACAAGAAGAGAAAUACAUUGAAGCUGUCAUGUUUGAUACUGAAAAGCUUCAGAUUAAACUUCAAUCUGAAAUGGCUUCCAGGAUGCAAUUUGACCUUUCUACCCCUCCUAUUCGCUGGGGCCCUUGGUUGUAUUAUAGAAGAGUUGAAGAAGGAAAGCAAUAUCCAGUGCUAUGUAGAAGAUUGUUAAAUUUAAAUGAAGAAUUUACUUCUAAUAAAUCCCCUGUUGGUGGAUUUGAUUUUACCUCUGGUAAAAAAAUUGAACAGAAACUUCUUGAUUACAAUCAAGAAGCUGAGAGGUUUGGAGGUUAUGCUUAUGAAGAAUUAUCUGAAGUGUCGCCUGAUCAUAAUUUUCUUGCAUAUACUAUGUAUGACAAGGAUAAUGAUUGGUUUAAGCUGUCUGUAAGGAACUUGAAUUCUGGUGCAUUAUGUAGUAAGCCUCAGGCUGAUAGGGUUUCUAAUAUUGCUUGGGCUAAGGAUGGUCAAGCAUUGCUUUACGUUGUCACUGAUCAGUAUAAGAGGCCUUGUCGGUUAUAUUGUAGUAUGAUUGGUUCAACCGAUGGAGAUGUUUUGCUUUUAGAUGAACCAAAUGACAAUGUUUUUAUUAACAUAAGAAAUACGAAAGAUUUUCAAUUUGUGACUGUCAAUACUUUUUCGACAACAUCUUCAAAGGUCUUUCUGACAAAUGCAGCUGAUCCAUUGUCUGGAUUGACAUUAGUUUGGGAGUGUGAAGCUCAAGCCCACUGUAUCAUUGAACAUCAUCACGGGUACCUUUAUUUAUUCACUGAUGCUGCCAAGGAUGGCCGGGCAGUUGACUAUCACUAUCUUCUCUGUAGUCCUCUUGAUGCUUCUUCCAGUCCAAGAAUAUGGGAGAGUGUAUUCAAUGAUGACCAAGAUCUGAACAUUGUGGAUGUUGAUUUCUGUAAUACACACUUGGUGCUAGUUUUAAAGGAAGGUCGGAGCUUUAAACUUUGUUCAGUUCCUCUACCUUUGCCUGCUAAGAAGAAAAGUGUUACUCUGGAAGAGCUUAAACCUUGGUUCCUUCCUCUUCCUAAAUAUGUUUCUCAAAUUUCUCCCGGAGCAAACUACGACUACUAUUCACCAACAAUGCGCUUUACAAUAUCAUCGCCAGUGAUGCCAGAUGCUGUGGUUGAUUAUGAUCUAUCAAAUGGCAAGUGGACUAUUAUUCAACAGCAAAACAUGCUUUAUGAAAGAACGAAAGUUUUGUACGGCACCGCCUCUUCUACGAGCAUCACCAAUGACCUAGACCCUGGUUGGUCAAAUGAAGUUAACUCUGAAGAUGAGAACUUGUGGAAUGGUCUUUCAGAGUUUUAUGCUUGUGAACAUUAUGAUGUCCCUUCUUAUGAUGGGGUUUUUGUUCCUUUGACUGUUGUGUUCUCUCAUAAACAUAAGUCUGUGAAUCAAAACCCUGGAUUGCUUCAUGGGCACGGAGCUUGUGGUGAGUUACUUGACAAAAGAUGGCAUAGUGAGUUGAAGAGCCUUCUUGAUCGUGGUUGGGUUAUCGCAUAUGCUGAUGUUAGGGGUGGCGGUGGUCAGGGAAAAAGUUGGCAUCAUAAUGGCAGACGUACGAAGAAACUUAAUUCAAUCAAAGAUUAUCUUUCUUGUGCUAAAUUCCUUGUUGAAAAUAAAAUUGUUCAAGAAAGAAAGCUUGCUGGCUGGGGAUAUAGUGCUGGAGGACUUUUGGUUGCAUCGGCUAUAAAUUGUUGCCCAGAUUUAUUUCGUGCUGCAGUUUUGAAGGUUCCCUUUCUGGAUCCAACCAACACUCUUCUCCACCCAAUUUUACCGCUUACUGCAGCUGACUAUGAAGAGUUCGGAUACCCUGGGGACAUUGAUGACUUUCAUGCCAUAAGAGAAUAUUCUCCCUAUGAUAAUAUUCAGAAGGACGUUCUCUACCCGGCUGUACUGAUAACCUCUUCUUUCAAUACACGAUUUGGGGUUUGGGAAGCUGCAAAAUGGAUUGCACGAGUUCGUGAUCUUGCUAUCUAUAAACCCAGCCAUCCAGUUCUGCUAAAUUUAACAACAGACAUUGUGGAGGAGAACAGAUACCUACAGUGCAAGGAGUCCGCAAUGGAGAUUGCGUUUCUUAUAAAGAUGAUGGAAUCAUGAAUUUGAUAUUUUUAUGUUCCUCCAAUCAUCUAUCCCGGAAACUGUUUGAUCUUUGCGACAGUAGCAGCGUUAAAUGCUCAUCCUCAUAGAGAGCAAUGUAUAAGAUUUGGAUCACCCUUUAGCUGCCACAAGGAUCCGAAAAGGUUCAUAUCCAUAGGGGGGAUAUUUAAGAUGAGUUUUGGUGUACAUAUAUGGAAUCAUUAAUUUUUUUAGUUACAUUUUUUUAGAUCGUGCAAAAGAUAUUCUAACUUAAAAUAUUAGAAGGUGUAAUGAAAAGUAGAUGACUUCUAAUUUUGUAUGAUUGCAAGAAAAGCAGAUUUUGAUAA
This is a messenger RNA of Mercurialis annua (annual mercury), 2767 nucleotides long. RefSeq lists its product as uncharacterized. The transcript has 11 exons. Lineage: Eukaryota; Viridiplantae; Streptophyta; Magnoliopsida; Malpighiales; Euphorbiaceae. Bases 66 to 2441 code for a protein of 791 amino acids. The record is from RefSeq and is a predicted model, not a curated record. Gene Ontology annotation, biological process: proteolysis. Gene Ontology annotation, molecular function: serine-type endopeptidase activity.